Purpureocillium takamizusanense is the source of this 5552-nucleotide messenger RNA. It is a transcript of the gene BUD5, whose product is annotated as Ras guanine nucleotide exchange factor bud5. Bases 1074 to 4715 code for a protein of 1213 amino acids. Gene Ontology annotation, cellular component: plasma membrane. The transcript is spliced from 2 exons. Lineage: Eukaryota; Fungi; Ascomycota; Sordariomycetes; Hypocreales; Ophiocordycipitaceae. The record is from RefSeq and is a predicted model, not a curated record. Gene Ontology annotation, molecular function: guanyl-nucleotide exchange factor activity; protein binding. Gene Ontology annotation, biological process: positive regulation of GTPase activity; Ras protein signal transduction.
CUCUCCUCUUCUCGCGCGCGCAUUCCAAUACUAUACCCUCUCCUUUUCUCCAAUUGCACUCACUUCUCCCAUCCCCCAGGGUUUGCACUUUUUUGGUCCAGAACUGAGGCCGACGAUAUCUGGACGCCAUUGCAAAAGGUCUCCAUUUGUUGUCGCGGCGCCCCAAACACCAAAAGCCCUUUUAUAACUACUACUUUCCAGCCCCUGCCUGCCUGUCCUGCCCUGCCCUGCCCUUUUCGCCUCUUGUCGCCUCGCCAUCUUGCCUCGGCCUGCUUGCACCGUCUGUCUGGCUGUGACCUCUUCGUCUGGACGGAAACACCGUGUUCUCAAAAUUGAACCCGAGGCAUCGAGUCCGGAAUACGAAGAGCAAGCCCCCUUUCCACACUCUCGGGCCUGUCGUUUUCUCUGCAUCGCCUCAUCCAACUUUGGCACCCCUCUGCUUCGUCCUUGCCCGUGGGCGAGUCUACUCGAACCACGGCACACCUGCAUGUAAGUCGGUCACUCUGUGUGCCCCAAUUCCGCGGCUGAGGCCCCUCCCCCUCCCUCCCCCUUUCCAGGUUAGAAGGGGCCCAGCGGCUUGCCCUUGCCUAAUGCCCUGCUGUAAUGUCGUCCACGCCCCCAGCAGCUGCUUGCACUUAUUAGUCCACCCUGCAUUCCUCGCCAGGCCCGCCCCAUCAGUCUCUGGCUUGCAUUCCAGACACGGGUCAACUGCUCCUGCCACAACAUCCAGGUCGCGCUCCGGCUGUUACUAAUGCCCAGUUUCGCCUCUAGACACACAAGCGUCGCGUCCAUCUCACAACUGCCGGCUGCGCUCAAUUGCGUCGAGCUCCGCCUCGCUGGCCGCGGCCGUCUUUACAUCUCCGGGUCCCCGUCAACGCCAACGAACCCCAUCGCAGAACGACUUGUGACGACAUCCCCUUGGGACUCCUUUUCCUGCGCUAUUUGGAUAGUCAAAGCCAUUACUUUGGAGCCAGGGCGCGGCUGGCCGUUGCUCUGGGACGCGCCGUCACCGCUAGACCGUGUGGCUACGACCAGAUGAGCGUGGUAUUCGUCUUCAGGGUUUCGCAGCCGCAAUGCUGAGCGACCGAUCGUCGCGAACAGUUCUAUACGUGGCCCCGCUGGAGAUUCCUGAGUCGCAGCCACAGGACGGUGCCAAUGGCUCAGGCCACCAAGAACAUCAGACGAAUCUCUGCUCACAAACCCCUAUGACUCCGCCAGAAACACCCAACAGCUCCCAGGAGGACCUGACGCCGGAGCCUCUUGCUCCGCCCGUCUUCCACAACUUCCUCAGGGCCUUCUACCCAUUCAACCCUGGCUAUGCCUUAUCCGACUCAAGUGUCACCUUGCCACUUGAGGAAGGCGAUGUUGUCCUCAUACACUCUGUACACACCAACGGCUGGGCUGACGGUACUCUCUUGGCGACCGGCGCCAGGGGCUGGUUGCCGACCAACUAUUGCGAUGCCUACGAACCCGAGGAUAUGCGCAGCCUCUUAAAGGCGCUGCUCAACUUUUGGGACCUCCUACGGAGCCCAUCAGUAAACGACAACGAGAUUUUCAGGAACCAGGAGUUCAUGAAGGGCAUCAUAGCUGGAGUUCGAUUUCUGUUGGAACGCACGAACUGCCUGAACAGGGAAUCCACCAUCAUUCAGCGCAGUGACGGCCUAAGAAGAAGCCGCAAGUUGAUACUUUCGGAACUCUCGUCUUUGGUCAAGACGGCGAAGAGAUUACAGGAAUGUCAAAGAGGAACGCUUCAGCCACCACAAAAUAACAAUGACAUCGUCGAUGAGAUGAUCCUGAAGGCAUUCAAGAUCGUAAUCAAAGGCGUCCGGUUCCUGGAUGUCCUCGAGGAGGAACGAAGGGCUCGCGCACCGCCAGCAGUUACUGUCAUGGCCACUGUCGCGGAGGAAUCUUACAUCCCGCCUACACCUCCUGCCGAGCGCUUGGCCUUUGACGACCAAAGCCAGAGUAACGGCAGCGAGACGACAUCUCGCGGGACGGCCGACAGCGUUGUCGGUAGCAGCGUCACCUCGGAACCUGGCAUUGCAUCACUGCAUCCCUGGAAUAAGCGCAUGUCGUCACUAGGCGCUUCUCAGAGCUCGGCGAUCCAAAAUCGAUGGUCCCAAGGAAGUCUUCAACAGGGCAACCGCCUUUCCACGGGCAUGGCGCACAGGGUUUCCCUGGCCGGCCCAUCGCCCUUGUCGAGACCCCAGCACUUGGUGUCGGAGCGCCUCAACCGCAGCCAUGACAAAUUUCUCUCGCAUCUCGGAUCUUUCAUUGGGCGACUACACUUGCAAUCACACUCUCAACCGGAACUGGCACUCGCGAUCAAGCAAUCCGCCACAUCAGGCGGCGAGUUACUGGCAGUCAUCGACGGUGUUUGCGAGUACAACAGCUCCAGUGCCGCAUCGCUCUGUCAUGUCAGAGACGCCAUGUUGGGGCGGAUCCAGAUUUUGGUUCACUCUGCACGAGACAUCUUGGCUAAUGCCGCUACCGAAGUAGCUGAUAUCAUUCUGCCGCAGGACAAUGGCAUUUUGCUCCUGGCAGCCACCGGCUGUGUGAAAGCUGCUGGAGAGUGUGUCGCAAAGGCCAAAGUCGCGAUUGAGAGGGCUGGGGACUUCGAAUUCGAGCUGGAAGGCAAUACGCUUGGGAUGGACCUGACCAUCUUGGAUAUUGCCGUGGACGAGCGAGCGAGGACACCCUCGGCGAUGGAUCGAUCGAUUCAUCUGAUCAGCGUGGCAGAAUCGUUCCAGACCUGCGAGUCGACUGCCCAGCCUCAAAAACGACCCACUGCACCCGCUGUUGACAAGCCGCUUCCCCAGGUUCCCAGGAUCACCAUCCCCGCGGACUCGCACAGCCGCCAAAGUACCUCUCCAGUGUCCUCUCGACCCCCAUCUCUCAACGAAGACAAUGCUUCCAGUGUUGCAUCGUCGGUUUCGUCUAUUCGGCCUGUUCUACCGCCCCUUCCUGAGGUCUCUACAACGCCACAACCCCUGGAUCGCGAUGUGGCCGACAUUACAAGAAUUGAGUCGGAUGCGCAUAUCUCGCGAUUCGAUGCCUUGGCGGCCUCCAGCGCGGGUAGUAGUACGACCUACCUCAGUCGGGACUCGGAGACGAGCAUGAUGUCACAGGCGUCGACACGAGCGACGACGCCGGACCAUAUUUUGGUGCCUCGUAGCCAGCCCUCGAUGUCGGAACUGAGUACGAGCGGCAGCUUCUCUCAGGCCGAAGAGGCGGAUGACGUCGAAACGAGACUUCUAGAGAGGACAUAUGCCCACGAGCUCAUGUUCAACAAGGAAGGCCAGGUCACCGGCGGAUCACUCCCGGCACUUGUCGAGCGUCUCACCACCCACGAGUCUACGCCCGACGCGGCGUUUGUCUCGACAUUCUAUCUCACAUUCCGACUCUUUUGUACUCCGGUCAGGUUAGCGGAAGCUCUCAUCGAUCGCUUCGAUUACGUUGGCGAAUCACCUCACAUGUCGGGCCCCGUGCGUUUGAGAGUAUACAAUGCUUUCAAAGGCUGGCUUGAGUCCCACUGGAAGGAGCAGACUGAUCGGGACGCACUGCAGCUUAUGAUCCCCUUCGCGGAAGGAAAGCUGGCCUCGGUUCUGCCGUCGGCAGGGCGCCGCCUCUCAGAGCUAGCCAAGCGUGUUUCAGGGGAAGGAUCCCUAGUACCGCGUCUUGUCUCCUCAAUGGGCAAGACAAACACGGCCAUCGCUCACUUCAUUCCGGCUGACAGCCCAUUACCGCAACCUGUCAUUUCCAAAAGCCAGCAGAACUUGCUUACGUCCUUCAAAAUUGGCAGUGGCAUGCCGACAAUCCUUGAUUUUGAUCCCCUCGAGCUGGCACGGCAAAUCACUCUGAGGCAGAUGGGCAUUUUCUGCUCCAUCCAGCCGGAAGAACUGCUUGCCUCGCAGUGGAUGAAGAACGGCGGUGUAGACGCGCCGCAUGUAAAGGCCAUGUCAGCUUUGUCGACGGACUUGUCGAAUCUCGUUGCGGAGACCAUUCUUCAGUACGCCGAGAUCAAGAAGCGAGCCGCCGCCAUCAAGCAGUGGAUCAAAAUUGCCCACAAAUGCCACGAAUUGCAUAAUUACGACGGGCUUAUGGCCAUAAUUUGCAGCCUGAACAGUAGCACGAUCAGCCGCCUUCGCAAAACUUGGGACGCUAUUUCUGUCAAGCGAAAGGAGAUGUUGCGCACACUACAGGAGAUUGUGGAACCGUCCCAGAACAACAAGGUCCUGCGGACGCGACUUCACGAUCACGUACCUCCUUGCCUGCCUUUUCUGGGCAUGUACCUUACGGAUCUGACCUUUGUGGACAUUGGCAACCCCGCGACGAAACAAAUGUCCCUGGGUACCCAGUCGGAAGAGGACAGCACAGGCGGCCUUACCGUUGUCAACUUUGACAAGCAUAGUCGCACUGCCAAGAUCAUUGGCGAGCUGCAACGGUUCCAGAUUCCUUAUCGUUUAGUGGAAGUCUCUGACAUGCAGGACUGGUUGGCUGCUCAGGUGCGGCGCGUGCGCGAGGGUGACCAAGGAAAUGUCCAGGUCACUUACUAUCGCAAGAGUCUCCUCCUCGAACCACGCGAGAGCAACCCUCGACGUGAAGCCGAGCCGCCAACCCCUGUUUCAUCAGGGGCUGGGAGCUCGCGCACUGACCUAUUUGGCUGGAUGUCUCGUGACCGAAGCGGACAAACCCCUACACCAGCUCCUGUAUAGCCUGAGGAGCUGCUGGUAUCCUGCUAUCCCCACAACCACAUGGCCUUUCCGGCGAUAGACGAUCGCCUCUCGGCGCUGGAUACAACCCCAUCUAGCCUCUCUCCUACCCUUUUCUUGGCGCACAUAUUCAUAAUCGGCACCUACCUUCGAUUUGAUACCCGGAUUGUUAUUGUCCCCCUCCAUUUCUUACUCUGCGUUAUUGUGUCGCGCCUGGGGCAUUUUGUGACUUUACUGGUACCUGGCGAGAAGCCAAAUGGUAUGGGAUCGGAUCGGCGUUGGCCUGGGAUAUUGUGUCUGUAUAUGGGUUUCCGGAAACGACGGACGCGCGAGCAAGCGUACAUGGUGGAGAAAAAUAUUUUGCUGUCACGAACGGACUUGAGGCCAAGUUAUUCUUAUACCCAGGGCAGCACAAAAGUUGGUCGACAGUGUUCGGCUUUGAAAGCAAGUUCUUUUUAGAUGUAGGAUGCGCGGCAUAUCGGGCGAUGACUCUGGGCAUUGCGACCCAGAAACACUUGCAUGGACGGAGCGGGUCGCAUGCUGUAACGAACAUGUGGCGCUGUCAAAUGGCUGGUUGGAAGCAAGGAAAGAACUGGAAACGCAAGUAGUGGCGUAACCACGAGAGUUUUGCUUUGACGGGUCAAGUCUAGGCUAAGCAAGAAGAGAACACGAAGAGUCUACCGAACGUCUCAGUUUCUGGUUCGAGCGUGAGAUAAGCGACUCAUUGUGCGAUUUGACGGGCACAGCGAACGGGAGUCAAGAACAUCUGAAGGAGGCACUCACCAAGCGGUUACGUAGGAACUAGCACGUGGAGUAGGUACGUCGCACCAAGUGAAGGGC